This is a messenger RNA of Capsicum annuum, 785 nucleotides long. RefSeq names its product pathogenesis-related protein STH-21. The record is from RefSeq and is a predicted model, not a curated record. Gene Ontology annotation, molecular function: signaling receptor activity; protein phosphatase inhibitor activity; abscisic acid binding. Gene Ontology annotation, cellular component: cytoplasm; nucleus. The transcript is spliced from 2 exons. The coding region runs from base 88 to 567 and encodes 159 amino acids. NCBI's taxonomy places the organism in Eukaryota, Viridiplantae, Streptophyta, Magnoliopsida, Solanales, Solanaceae. Gene Ontology annotation, biological process: abscisic acid-activated signaling pathway; defense response.
AUAUCACACACCUCAAAGCAUUAUAAUCAUCUUAUCCUAAGCUCUUUUUUGUUUCUUUCUUUAUUCAAGGCAAAUUAAUCAAACAUUAUGGGUGCCUAUACCUUUACUAAUGAGUCCACAGUCCCAGUUGCCCCAUCAAGGCUAUUCAAAGCUUUGGUUAUUGAUUUUAACCACAUUGUAUGUAAAUUGAUGCCUGAUGUUGAGAGCAUUGAGAAUAUUGAGGGUGAUGGUGGUGCUGGAACCAUCAAGAAGGUCACCUUCGUGGAAGGUGGUCCAAUGAAGUACUUGAAGCACAAGAUUCAUGUGAUUGAUGAACAGAACUUAGUAACAAAAUAUUCACUUAUCGAAGGUGAUGCUCUUGCAAACAAAGCUGAUUCAGUUGACUAUGAUGUCAAAUUUGAAGCUUCUGCAGAUGGAGGAUGUGUUGGCACAACAGUAACUGUGUACAACACAAUAGGUGACUAUGUUGUUACUGAGGAAGAACACAAUUUGCACAAAGCGAGAUUUGAUGCUAUUGUCACGGCCGUCGUAACAUACCUCCUCACCAAUCCUUCUGCCUAUGCUUAAAUGGUGAAAAAGAAUUGUGUCUACGAGUGAGAGAUCGUCAUACGUGUUGUUGUGUGUUAUGUAAUUGAAUAAGUAAAAGUUGUUGAAGUUUUAGAUGAUUCUUCCAUGGGAUUGAGUUUUACUUUGUUAAAGUCUUUUGUUGAGUGUGUGUGAUUUCCAAUUGUAUGUCAUCGAAAGAACUUAAGAUAAAGAAUAUCACAAGUUUUACUUUUUUCAAA